AUGGCGGCAAUCGACAACAACGAAAGCGCGUCGUCGGAGGGAUUUCUUAAGAAGGACAUAACGACCAAAAUUCUUCUCCAACUGCCAAUCGCCUGUUGCAUCUUCCGUUUCGCUGCGUCUACAAAUCAUGGCUUGCCCUGCUCUCAUAUCCCCAAUUCAUGUGCUCUCAUAUCCGUCCUGGCCCUCGAUCUAUUACUCCUUGCACUCUUACAAAACCCUAUGCUUCAUAGUCUCCAAAACAGGGGAUGA
This is a messenger RNA of Linum trigynum, 249 nucleotides long. The record is from the annotation of a GenBank genome assembly. Lineage: Eukaryota; Viridiplantae; Streptophyta; Magnoliopsida; Malpighiales; Linaceae.